AUGCCACUCAUGACAGGAACCGGCAAGCCCAGAGUCAUCCUAGGCACAAUGACCUUCGGCCCCAAAGCCUCAGACGGCGCCCGAAUCACCUCACUGGACACCUACAAUAGCAUCCUCGACAAAUUCCAAUCCGCCGGCCACAACGAAAUCGACACCGCCCGCGUCUACGUAGCGGGCCAAUGCGAAGCCUUCACCCGCCAAGCCAAAUGGCAAGAACGCGGCCUCUCCUGCGCCACAAAAUGGUACCCGAAAGAGCCGCACGCACACAAAGGCGAGAAACUAGAGGAGAUGCUGGAUAAAAGCCUCAGCGAACUCGGAACCAAAUGCGUGGAUAUCUUCUACCUGCAUGCGGCGGAUAGGAGUAUCCCGUUCCAAGAACCGUUGAAGAAGAUGGAUGAGAUGCAUAAAGCGGGGAAGUUCGUGCAGUUCGGGCUUUCGAACUUCACCGCUUUCGAGGUGGCGGAGGUGGUAAUGUUGUGUCGAGCUAAUAAUUGGGUGCGACCGACGGUUUGGCAGGGGAUGUAUAAUGCCAUUACUCGCUCCAUCGAGGGGGAGUUGAUCACGGCGUGUAGACGUUACGGGUUGGAUAUUGUGGUGUACAAUCCUAUUGCUGGGGGUUUGUUUAGUGGGAAGUACAAGAGUACGGAGGUGCCGGCGGAGGGGCGGUAUAGUGAUACCCAUGCGACGCAGGGGAAGAUGUAUCGGCAGCGGUAUUUCAAGGAUGCGACGUUUGAUGCUUUGAGGAUUAUUGAGCCCGUGGUGCAGGAGCAUAAUUUGACGCUGUUGGAGACGGCGUUUCGGUGGUUGACGCAUCAUAGUCAGCUGAAUAUUAAGGAUGGCGGGAACGAUGGGAUUAUUAUUGGGGUGAGUAGCGAGCAGCAGCUGGAGCAGAAUCUCAAGGAUUUGGAGAAGGGGCCGUUGCCGGAGGAGGUUCUGAAGGUGUUGGAUGAGGCGUGGUUGGUCGCUAAGCCUACGACGGCGAAUUAUUGGCAUGGGGUUUUGGAGUAUGGGUAUGAUACUCGGGCGGCGUUGGGGUUGGAUAAGUGA
Molecule: messenger RNA, 1047 nt
Organism: Recurvomyces mirabilis
Lineage: Eukaryota; Fungi; Ascomycota; Dothideomycetes; Mycosphaerellales; Teratosphaeriaceae
Exons: 2
Coding region: 1-1047 (348 amino acids)
Source: RefSeq, a predicted model, not a curated record